UCCGUCUUCUGUCACUCACUUCUGUCAGUGUCAGCGCUUUGCGUUCUUCUCGCGAGUCGUAACUUUUCACCAGCCGAAAGUGAUCUCCACUGCUGUGGUUUAGCGAAGAGUUUUACCAAUUUUUCAUCAAAUUUGAACAAGAUGCUGACGAGCCAGAUCCAGCAGGCCGCCCGUAUGUUGGGAGCCCAGGCUCGCCGCAACUACGGCGUCAGCGCCGUCGUCCUGUCCAAGGCAACCGAUCCGAUUCAGCAGCUCUUCGUCAACAAACUCCGCGACUACAAGAGCAAGAGCAGCGGCGGCAAGCUGGUCGACCCCACGCCCGAGAUCGAACGCGAACUGAAGCAGGAGCUGGAGAAGCUGGCCAAGCAGUACGGUGGCGCCAGCGGCGUCGACAUGACCGCCUUCCCCACCUUCAAGUUCGAAGAACCGAAGAUGGGCCCGAUUAAUUCCAGCAGCGCCUAAG
This is a messenger RNA of Aedes albopictus (Asian tiger mosquito), 463 nucleotides long. RefSeq names its product ATP synthase-coupling factor 6, mitochondrial (gene ATPsynCF6). The record is from RefSeq and is a predicted model, not a curated record. NCBI's taxonomy places the organism in Eukaryota, Metazoa, Arthropoda, Insecta, Diptera, Culicidae. Bases 142 to 462 code for a protein of 106 amino acids. The transcript is spliced from 3 exons. Gene Ontology annotation, biological process: proton motive force-driven ATP synthesis. Gene Ontology annotation, molecular function: proton transmembrane transporter activity.